Hordeum vulgare subsp. vulgare (domesticated barley) is the source of this 7137-nucleotide messenger RNA. RefSeq lists its product as uncharacterized. Gene Ontology annotation, cellular component: mitochondrion. The record is from RefSeq and is a predicted model, not a curated record. The transcript has 24 exons. NCBI's taxonomy places the organism in Eukaryota, Viridiplantae, Streptophyta, Magnoliopsida, Poales, Poaceae. Gene Ontology annotation, molecular function: phosphatidylserine decarboxylase activity. Gene Ontology annotation, biological process: phosphatidylethanolamine biosynthetic process.
UAUGUUGCGAAACCCCCCGGCCCCGAAACCCAAAGCCAAGAGGGAAGCGCGUCCUCGCCCCGGUGGAGUCAGGUCAGAUCUGGCAGCCGCCCCCCGCUGCGGCCAGUCUUAGCAGUGUCCGCCGGGUCGCCGCCGCCGGCAAGCAAUGGCGGAGGAGGGCCACCCGUCCCGCUACGUCAAGCUCACCAAGGACCAGGACGCUCCCAGCGAGGACAUCCGCCCCGGCGAGCUCAACCAGCCCGUCCAUGUCCCCCAGCUCGAGGGCAGGAGGUGCGGCGAGUGCGGCCAGGUCCUCCCGGAGAGCUACGAGCCGCCCGCCGACGAGCCGUGGACCACCGGGAUCUUCGGCUGCACCGACGACCCCGAGAGCUGUCGCACUGGAUUGUUCUGUCCUUGUGUACUGUUUGGGCGCAACGUUGAGGCCCUCAGAGAGGAUAUACCUUGGACAACGCCUUGUGUUUGCCAUGCCAUCUUUGUGGAAGGAGGGAUUACACUUGCAAUCCUGACAGCAAUAUUUCAUGGUGUUGACCCAAGAUCAUCGUUUCUUAUUGGAGAAGGCCUGGUGUUUAGUUGGUGGUUGUGUGGUACCUAUACUGGCAUUUUCCGUCAGGAACUCCAGAAGAGAUAUCAUCUCAAGAACUCCCCGUGCGACCCAUGCAUGGCUCACUGCUGCCUGCACUGGUGCGCCAACUGCCAGGAGCACCGCGAGAGGAGGGGCCGCCUGGCCGACCACAGCGCUGUGCCCAUGACUGUUGUCAACCCGCCCCCGGUCCAGGAGAUGAGCAUGUCAGAGAACCGCGACGCCCCUGCCCCUGCCAACCCGGAGAACGGAUCAUCCAACAAGGCUGAGCUCGAAGCGCGCAAGAGCAACCACGACGACGUCGAGGUCAUCCCUCUAUAGACCAACCAAAGAAAGAAAAAUAAAGCCAACGGAACGACGGGGGAAGAGGAGGAGGAGGAGGCCGACCGCCGGCGAGGGAGGAUGAUGGAGCUCGCGCGCGCGUGCGGCGAGCUGGGGACGCCCCCGUCCUCCCAGCGCCGCGCGAGCGCGCGCCUGCGGCCGCGGGAGGCGCCGGCGUACGAGUUGGUCAAGAGACCCGCCAAGAGGAAGAGACCUGAUGGGAAGCCCAAGCGGGAAUUCAACCAGACCGUCAGGUGCUCGCUCAAGGAGUUCUUCGAGUGCGCGGAGCUUCUCAAGGACCGGCACGUCGCGAGGGUCCGCAAGGCGGGGUUCGGCGCCAUGCUGGACAGCAAGGUCAGGGGGCUCAUUAGCCGGCCUCUCAUCGGCUUCCUCAUGGGCAGGAUAGACCCGGCGACCAUGACAAUGAAGCUCGGGGAAUCAAAGGUCGUCGCUAUCACCAGCGAUGCCAUCCACCACCUUUUCGGCCUGCCUAAAGGAGGGCGCACGGCCCCGAGGCCCUCGGAAAGCGGCCACGACAGGGCGGUGAUGAAGCUGAAGCAAGAGCUCGGGUUUAAAAGGUCUGAUAACGUCAUGACGACGGAUCUGCGGGGUCUGCUUAAGCGACUGGUGGAGGACGAGGAGAAAGACGAGCUGGCACUCAAGGUUUUCUUCCUGGUUGUUUUCAUGAAGGUGAUCUGCCCGGGGGCCUCCGCGCGGGUCUCUAGGGAGGCGGCAAUGCUAGAAGAUCUGGAUUUUGAUGAGAUGGCGGACAUGGAUUUCUGCCAGCUGCUUGUCGAUGAGCUGCAGAGAGGGGUGGUGAGGUAUCAAAGCGGCAAGGCUUUGUGGCAGGCUAUCACGGGCUGCGCCGCCGCGCCCCUCUUGAUCUACCUUGAUUGCUGUAACUUGAGGACAGUUUCUGAGUUGGAUACACGGAUCCCUCGAACCCAUUUCAUGACUGAUGAUAACCUUAAGAAGAUAGCCAGCGCUGACUUGAUUCAAAAGGGGGGUCCUGAUACCCGGACCCGGCUUUACGGCAAAUUACCUUGGAAGGCUCACAAGGACAUAGUGUACUACGAAUUAAUUGUCGAACCAAUUUGUUUGGUGCCACCAAUUGCAAGAGGUGCCCCGCUCCGACGUCCGCCGUCGAAGAAGACCAUUAACCCCCAAGGAGCAGUGGCUGAUGACGCUCCAGUUCCAGACGUGGCGGGCAGCAGUAAUGGCAUCGGUCCCGAGUCCGAGAGGAGCAAUGGUAAUGUUGCAUGUACCGCCCUGAAUCAGAUGGACGUGCUUCUUGCAAGGGCAUGCGAUUUAUCACCCCAAGUGUCUAUUUCAAGUGCCCGACUCAGCCACACCAAGGGCAUUCUUCCACCAGGGCACGGUUUUGAUGCUGAAGCCGUGAAGGAGGGCCUCUCGAAGGAAGCGACACUUCUCUAUCCAGGCACCGAGGCCUCGCCGCAUCCACGCACCGUCGAGAGGAUGUCAUCUUUGAGCUCGGAGAUGGUGGGGGAGGAGGAGGUCGACCGCCGGCGACCGGAGGCGGAGGACAGGAUGAUGGAGCUCGCGCGGGCAUGCGGCGAGCUGGGGACGCCCCCGUACCCCCAGCGCAGUUCGAGUGCGCAGCUGCGGCGGCCGGAGCCGCCGGCGGCCACACAGUACAAGUUCGUGAAGAGAUCCACCAAGAGGAAGAGAGCUCGUAGUACUGCAUAUGAAAACGAAGCCGAUACGAAGCUUAAACGGGGAUUCAACAAGGCCGUCAGGUGCUCGCUCAAAGAAUUUUUUGAGUGCGCGGAGCUUCUCAAGGACCGGCACCUGGCAAGGGUCCGCAAGGCGGGGUUCGGCGCCAUGUUGGACGGCAAGGUCAGAGGGCUCGUUAGCCGGCCUCUCAUGGGCUUCCUCAUGGGCCAGAUAGACCCAACAACCAUGACAAUGAAGCUCGGGGAAUCAAAGGUCGUCACUAUCACUAGCAACGCAAUUCACCACCUUUUCGGCCUGCCUCAAGGAAGGCACACGGCUCCGAGGCCCUCGGAAAGCGGCUACGACAAGGCGGUGAUGAAGCUGAAGCAAGAGCUCGGGUUUAAAAGGUCUGAUAUCAUCAUGACGAGGGGUCUGCGGGGUCUGCUUAAGCGGCUAGUGGAGGACGAGGAGAAAGAUGAGCUGGCGCUCAAGGUUUUUUUCUUGGUUGUCUUCAUGAAGGUGAUUUGCCCAGGGGCCUCCGCACGCGUCUCUAGGGAAGCGGCAAUGCUGGAAGAUCUGGAUUUCGAUAAGAUGGCGGACAUGGAUUUCUGCCAGCUGCUUGUCGAUGAGCUGCAGAGAGGGGUGGUGAGGUAUCAAAGCGGCAAUUCUUUGUGGCAGGGUAUCACGGGCUGCGCCGUCGCGCCCCUCUUGAUCUACCUUGAUUGCUGCAACUUGAUGGAAGUUUCUGAGUUGGAUACGCGGACCCCUCGAACCCAUUUCAUGACUGUUGAUAACCUUAAGAAGAUAGCCAGCGCUGACUUGGUUCAAAAGGGCUCUCCUGAUACCCAAACCUGGCUUUACGGCAAAUUACCAUGGAAGGCUCAUAAGGACAUAGUGUACUAUGAAUUAAUUGCCGAACCAAUUUGUUUGGUGCCACCAAUUGCAAGAGGUGCCCAGCUCCGACGUUCGCCGUCGAAGAAUGCCAUUAACCCCCAAGGGGAAGUAGCUGAUGACGCUCCAGUUCCAGCCGUGGCGGGCAGCAGUAAUGGCAUCAGUCCCGAGUCCGAGAGGAGCAAUGGUAAUGUUGCAGGUGCCGCCCUGAAUCAGAUCGACGUGCUGCUGGCAAGGGCGUGCGAUUUAUCACCCCAAGUGUCUAUUUCAAGUGCCCGACUCAGCCACACUGAGGGCAUUCUUCCACCCGGGCACGGUUUUGAUGAUGAAGCCGUGAAGGAGGGCCUCUCGAAGGAAGCAGCACUUCUCUACCCAGGCACCGAGGCCUCGCCGGAUCCCCGCGCCGCCGAGAGGAUGCCGUCUCUGAGCUCGGAGACGGUGGGGGAGGAGGACGUCGACCGCCGGCGACCGGAGGCAGAGGACAGGAUGAUGGAGCUCGCGCGGGCAUGCGGUGAGCUGGGGACGCCCCCGUACCCCCAGCGCCGUUCGAGUGCGCGCCUGCGGCGGCUGGAGGCGCCGGCGGCCACACAGUACAAGUUCGUGAAGAGAUCCACCAAGAGGAAGAGAGCUCGUAGUACUGCAUAUGAAAAUGAAGCUGAUACGAAGCUUAAACGGGGAUUCAACAAGACCGUCAGGUGCUCGCUCAAGGAGUUUUUUGAGUGCGCGGAGCUGCUCAAGGACCGGCACCUGGCGAGGGUCCGCAAGGCGGGGUUCGGCGCCAUGUUGGACGGCAAGGUCAGGGGGCUCAUUAGCCGGCCUCUCAUGGGCUUCCUCAUGGGCAAGAUAGACCCAGCAACCAUGACAAUGAAGCUCGGGGAAUCAAAGGUCAUCACUAUCACUAGCGACGCAAUUCACCACCUUUUCGGCCUGCCUCAAGGAGGGCACACGGCGCCGAGGCCCUCAGAAAGCGGCUACGACGAGGCGGUGAUGAAGCUGAAGCAAGAGCUCGGGUUUAAAAGGUCUGAUAUCAUCAUGACGAGGGAUCUGCGGGGUCUGCUUAAGCGGCUGGUGGAGGACGAGGAGAAAGACGAGCUGGCGCUCAAGGUUUUUUUCUUGGUUGUUUUCAUGAAGGUGAUCUGCCCGGGGGCCUCCGCGCGCGUCUCUAGGGAGGCGGCAAUGCUGGAAGAUCUGGAUUUUGAUAAGAUGGCGGACAUGGAUUUCUGCCAGCUGCUUGUCGAUGAGCUGCAGAGAGCGGUGGUGAGGUGUCAAAGCGGCAAUUCUUUGUGGCAGGGUAUCACGGGCUGCGCUGUUGCGCCCCUCUUGAUCUACCUUGAUUGCUGCAACUUGAGGAAAGUUUCUGAGUUGGAUACGCGGACCCCCCGAACCCAUUUCAUGACUGCUGAUAACCUUAGGAAGAUAGCCAUCGCUGACUUGAUUCAAAAGGGGGGUCCUGACCCCCAGACCUGGCUUUACGGGAAAUUACCCUGGAAGGCUCAUAAGGACAUAGUGUACUAUGAACUUUUUGUCGAGCCAAUCUAUUCUGUCCCGCCAAUUGCAAGAAGUGCCCGGCUCCGGCGUUCAACGCCAAAGAAUGCCAUGGACCCCCAUGGGGCAGUGGCUGAUGAUGAUCCAGCUCCAGCCGUGGCGGGCAGCAGCAACGGGGUCGCUCCUGAGUCCGAAAGAAGCAACGAGAAUGUCGCAGCCACAGCCUUGAGUCAGAUCGACGUGCUGCUGGCAAGGGCAUGCGAUUUAUCACGCCAGGUGCCCACCACAAGCGCCCGGCUCAGCCAUACUGAGGGCAUCCUUCCGCCCGGACAUGGUUUUGAUGCCGAGGCCGCAAAGGAGGGCCUCUCGAAGGAAGCGGCGCUCCUCGACCAUCUGCAGAAGGCCACGUUCCACCUCCGCUCUUCGUUCGCUCUUUUUAAGAGCGUGCAGGAUGACCGGUGCAGGCCUUACGAAGACGAGGCGAAAUCGUUCACCAUGCAGAUGGAGGAGGAAGAAGCUGCUGCUGCUCAAGGAAGUGGAAGAGGAAUGGAGACGCCUGCAGAUGAGCAGUUUGAGGAGAAUGCUGAUCACUUCAUGCCCUGCGAUGAGGAGGAUGAGGCUGCGUCCCCGGUCUCCACUCCUCUGCAGCAGGACCUCAGCAGCGACACGGACGACGACGACGAUGAUUCCGACUACGCGGGGUAGCGCGAGGAGGCUUACAUUUUGCUGCGGGUGCUGUUUGGUUACAAGCAUCUUGAGCUGCCGCGUGUGAAAUUGCUUCUGCUUUGCCCCUGUCGGUUUUCAGGCAAGUUCCUUCUGCCCGGCGCCUCGGCGGCGGUCCUUCUCAUGCUUGGCGUCCUACACGCCAAGCGAAUGUACGACGACAAACAGCUUGUCGAAAGGAAGGAGCAAGGAAUCGAACCGGAAUUCUCGCCAGAUCUUAAGGCUUCGUUUCUGAGGCUUCUGCCACUGCGUUCCAUGUCGCGCGUCUGGGGAUCCUUGAUGGAAGUGGAGGUUCCGGUGUUCAUGCGUCCUGCUAUCUAUAAAGCAUGGGCCAGAGCAUUUCACUCUAAUUUGCAAGAACCUGCUCUGCCCCUGGAAGAAUAUCCUUCUUUACAGGCAUUCUUCAUCCGCAGUCUCAAACAAGGAUCAAGGCCUAUCGAUCCAGAUCCAAACUGCCUGGUGAGUCCUGUCGAUGGGAAAGUGCUGCGGCUUGGACAACUCAGGGGUCCAGGAACCAUGAUUGAGCAAGUCAAAGGCUUUUCUUAUCCUGUUUCUUCUCUUCUGGGUGCUACUUCAUCGCUGCAUGAUACCGCAGAAAAAGAUAUUUCUGGAGAGCAAACAGAACAAAAUGUGUCUGAGAACUCGAGUGCGAAAUCAUGGUGGCGAGUAUCUGUGGCUUCACCUAAACUACGAGAUCGAACACUGCUGAGCCCAAAGAGAGGAAUCUUUUAUUGUGUCCUGUAUUUACACCCUGGUGACUAUCAUCGAGUUCACUCUCCUGUUGAUUGGAAUAUUUUCAAACGUCGACAUUUCUCAGGUAAUCUUUUCCCAACAAAUGAACGUGCUGUGCGGACCAUCAGAAACCUAUAUGUCGAAAAUGAAAGGGUGGUACUCGAAGGUCAAUGGAAAGAAGGAUUUGUUGCAAUUGCAGCAGUUGGUGCUACUAAUGUUGGCUCUAUCAAACUGCUCAUUGAACCAGAGCUGAGGACAAAUGGUCCAGGGUCAAUGAUGCUUCAUUCCCAGCCUUACGAUGAGCGAGUUUAUGAACCCGAAGGCAGUGGCAUGAUGGUUAAAAAGGGACAAGAGGUAGCAGGAUUCAACAUGGGGUCGACUGUGGUCAUCGUAUUUGAAGCGCCUCUGUCCAAGGCCAGUGGGAACGGAACGUUCUCUCCAGAUUUCGGCUUCUGCGUCAAGGCUGGUGAUAGGAUUAGGGUAGGAGAAGCCAUUGGUCGAUGGGGCCAAGCGUAGAGCUGGUUUAGUUGCACUGUAGGAGUAGCUGUUUUUUCCGGUUUAGAGUUUGCAUUUCGUGCUGGAAAUGGAAUUUAUUUUUCGGGAAUGCAGGUAGUUCAGAGAGCUUGAGGAAGAUGUCAUGGUCUGAAUUUCAAGUAACAUUUUACUGGUACCGCUAGAAAAUUUAUCCGAAACAUGAAAGAUUUGAAUGCAAGAUGGUGUAUUCAGGAAUC